AUGGACUACACGAACAACUCCUCCAACAGCCACGGCCCCGGAGACACCGUGACCUCCUCCUUAGCCGGCAUGAGCGUCAACGACCAGAACAGCCAGGAGAACGGCGUCCAGAUGGGACACAGAAGCCCCGGAGACGCCAAAAUGAAAGCAGAAACGUCUGCUGAGGUCGUCGGAGCAGAAGCAGCGUCUCAGCUCACAGAAGAGGAGGGGCCGCUCGCACCAGCAGCAGCUUCCACAGCUCAAGCAAAGAUGGAUAACGGCGCCGCAGAGAAGACUCAAACUGCCGCCUCACCACCGUCCGUCAUUACAAGGCCGUCCGUAGUCGCCAAGGGCAACAAAACACAAGCGCCCCCCCGAAACGUCCACAGCUCCAUCCCCGUUAAAGCCAGCAGCCCAGGGCCCAGGCCGCCCGGAACUGGUGCAAAGUUUCAAUCCCCAGGACCCAAGAUUUCUGUGAGAACUGGAGCUCAACCAGCUAGUGCCAAGAAACCUCCCACUCCAAAAAAUGAAAAAGACGCCAUGAGUGGACCCAGCAGCCCCGGAGCUCCCAAGUCCCCGUCGGGCAAAGCAGCUUCUGCCAAGGCGGCGGCCGAGGCCAACAAGGUGAAGAAGGUGGCGGUGGUUCGCUCAACGCCCAAAUCCCCGGGCUCGCUGAAGAGCCGCCCGCCGGCGCCUCUGGCCGCCGCCGCGCCCAUCCCCGACCUGAAGAACAUCAGGUCCAAGGUCGGCUCCACAGACAACAUCAAGCACCAGCCUGGAGGUGGAAAGGUUCAGAUCCUGGAUAAGAAGCUGGAGUUCGGUGACGUCCAGGCUCGCUGCGGCUCUAAAGACAACCUGAAGCACACGCCCGGAGGAGGCAAGGUGAAAGUCCUUUAUCAGAAGGUGGAUUAAAGAAAUGUCCAGUCUGUAGUUUGAAAUGAUAAUGAUUUCACACGUGCACCCGGAGGUGUUAAUGUACAAAUUCUUGAAAAGAAGUUGGACUUAAGCAAUGUGCAGGCCCGGUGCGGCUCCAAAGAUAAUAUAAAACAUGUGCCCGGUGGAGGAAAUGUUCAAAUUGUGCACAAAAAGAUUGACCUGAGCACCGUUCAGUCGAAAUGUGGAUCGAAAGACAACAUCCGUCACAAACCAGGCGGUGGAAACGUGGAGAUCAAAAACGAGAAGGUGGAGUUCAAGGGUCAGUCCAAGGUCGGUUCUCUUGGAAACAUCGGCCACGUCCCCGGAGGAGGACAGAGACGGAUUGAAAGCCACAAGCUGAGUUUCCGCGAGCAGGCCCGGGCUCGCACCGACCACGGCGCCGAGAUCGUGUCCUUGGAAGACUCCCCCCACCAGCUCAGCACCGUGUCCUCCUCCGGCAGCCUCAACAUGGCCGACUCCCCGCAGCUCUCCACGCUGGCCGACCAGGUGUCCGCCUCCCUGGCCAAACAGGGCUUGUGA
Messenger RNA from Limanda limanda (common dab), 1434 nucleotides. It is a transcript of the gene mapta, whose product is annotated as microtubule-associated protein tau a. Lineage: Eukaryota; Metazoa; Chordata; Actinopteri; Pleuronectiformes; Pleuronectidae. The record is from RefSeq and is a predicted model, not a curated record. Gene Ontology annotation, molecular function: microtubule binding. Gene Ontology annotation, biological process: neuron projection development; microtubule cytoskeleton organization. Gene Ontology annotation, cellular component: neuron projection. The transcript is spliced from 15 exons.